ACUUAGGCCUGAGCACAAUACCCUCACUGCUGUGGGAUUCUUUGGCUUGUUGCUGGACCUGUCUCAUGCUGUUUCUUUUUCUUUUUAUAUACACAGACACACAAGAUUUUAUUUCCUGUCCAGAAAAUCGCAGAAAUUUUAAAGCAGUAGCAGGUGUUGGUGAGGCCUGGGCAGCACAAGUGGUGUCGAUCUACAGUGGGUGCCUUAGCUUGGGCUGUUGUAGUUGAGAUAUUCAUGCUCCCGUGUGCUCAGACAAGUGUGCAGCUUUUGCAACCACCCUCCCUGAAAAUAACGCAAAUGGUCAUUAAAGAAGACAGCAUUAAAGAACUGGUAAAAUCAUAGCGCACCAGUGAAAAUGAAUAAAAUCAGCUCACAAAUGCCAUGCAGGACAAUGGAUGUAGAAAAGACAGGAGAUUGUGUAGCUCGGGGUGGGAGUGGCAGGGGCCAGCUUGCUGAGAGACAAACCACAGUCAGGUUGAGAGGUCGGAGAACAUGGAGAAGGUCCCAGCCAAGAAGUCCGGAUUGUGCAAGGGGUCUUUUCCCUACCUCGGUCAGCACCUGCGAACCUGCUGGGGAGCACCUGUACUGAAUGUAAAAUGCUGAGGUCCCUAGAAGGCCUCCAGCUCUAGGCAGGAGCUGAGCAGGAGGCUGUGGUGCCUUUCGAGAACAUGAGUCUGGACUCGGGGAGGAAUGGGUGGGCCUGCCAGCAAAGGUUUGUUGCUGUUUUAAAAUCACCUGCUGAGGAAAGAUGUCUUUAAUUGGAGUUCCUUUGUUGUUGGGUGGGGGUUUUUAUUUUGUUUUGAUAUCAGGAAUCGAACUCAGAACCUUGCACUUGUCAGGCAGACACUUGUGUCACUUGUCCUGGUCUGUUAGAUGGUUUUGAGUAGGGAUGUUAGAGACUUCAGAUUUUUUUAUAACAAUCACAUAAACCUCAUUAACAGGGUGUUAAUCCCUCCUCCUUCCGGGAUCAUAUUCACCUGGGGCUAAAAGCCAGGAACAUGAACUAACGGCUACAUCGCUAGGCCUGAACUGAAGCAAAGGGAAGGGAGUGGAGGAGCCAGCUCCACGGUGGAGCUCCUGCCUGUGAUGUGUGGUGCUGGGUCAGUGACACUUUCGGUGAUGCCAGCACCCAUUGCAGCACCGCACAGGUCUGUUCUGAGCGUGGCUGCACCGAAAACCAAAACAAAACUCUACAAAAAAACAAAGGAAGGCGUGACUGUCACCCACACAGUUUAUUCCACUGCAGCCAUUUCUCAGGCUGGGCCUUUGCUUCUCUCCUGCUUCUGUGCUUUCCCGGGACCAAAUCUCACAGGACCUUGACCUGACACGGAUGCUGCCCCGGUACGCCGGGUCUUGGUGGAGCACACAGCGCUCCUCACUCCUGUGGUUCUGGGUUCUUUGUGCCUUGCUGAGUGAAGUGGUUCAGUCCGCACACACAGGCCAUGUGGAACUCAGGGUGGAGUUUACUGUAAAGUAGACACAGAGACUUACGCCUUUACCUGGGGACACAGCAGUGCCACAGAGGCAUCCGCUCAGGUGGGAGUUUGAACACCUUUUUAGGCACACAAAAGUUACUCCUAGGGUCCAGGGAACUGAAAUGAUGAUGUUAUCAACAUUUUACUUAGACGUUACUCUGGAAGUGCAAAAUGUCUUCCUGUGCUUGUAGACAGUCUAUGUUUCCUCAAAGGCGUUAAUCAUGUAAGACAUUUACAAAAGGUCAGUUCUUCACAGCUCAAGGCCAGGUGUGUGUGUGUGUGUGUGUGUGUGUGUGUGUGUGUGUACAGACCUUCUCCUCCUGGCACCCUUGCUAUGUGUCCGGGUUGGGAGCUUGAUGACCAGGUAUCAGAAGAAAUGUGUGCAGCGUGUAACCAUAAAACGUCUGUGCUCUGUGGAGCGUGACCUAAUGUGUGAGACCUAACGAAUGAUCAUGGAUGUGUUCUACAUUGCCGGCUGCCUUUCCUGACCCACGGUGUGUGCUGUUUGGACCUUUGCCCCUCAGGCUCCCUGAUGUCUGACUUCGUGCCUUACAUUGUGCCACCCCCGUUCCCGCUGUCACAGGCAGUGUAAGGAGAGGGAGCGUGGGCUGGAGGCUCCCCCAGUGACACUCGGUGCAUGCCUUUCUGCCCGCUGCGCUGUGCUGUGCCGCUGCUCCAGCCAGUGCUCCAGCCAGUGCCCUGGACCAACACAGGUGCAGAGUCAGCGUUGGUGCAGGGCAGGCUGCAUUCACGCUGUGGGCACUUGCUCUGAAAAACCUCUUGCUAGGGGAGGGGUCGGUGUCCUGGAGAGGGGAUGGCCUUGUCCAAGGGCUCCGGCAGGGAAGAGUGCAGUACCUCAGGGUAUGGAGAGGGGUUUGAUUUGGCUUGCGUUGAGGUCAGGUUGGAGAUGUGGAGUGGCAGAAGCCGGGAGCCCCCGGCUGGACCUGGAUCAUCUUGGACAGGGAUUUUGACUUCACCUUGGGGCACCAGAAAGCCAUCGAGAGGUUUUAGCUAGGUAAAGGCACACACAGGCACCUUAAUUGUGGUGGGCUGUGUUUGAGAGACAAGGCCAGGGUAGUUGGAGCAUGCGGUACAAAGGAGAGGAGGAUUCAGGGUCCCCACUGCCGGAUCUGACCACGGCUUCUGAAGAACUUUUCACGUACAAUGCCAGCUGCAAGCUUUGGAGGCAGGGGCUUUGCCAUUUUUGCUCCCUGCUGUAACCUCAGUACCUGGCAUGUGGUAGACACCCAGUAAAUAGUGAGUGAAAUGUGGCUCCCUCUUGCUUAAAUCCUCCCAGCUUCCUGGACUGUUAGGAUAACGCAGAAUUCUUCACAAAGCCCAUGGUCCUGUUCCUGCCUGCCUGAGUGCAGCAGUCCACUCAUCCCUCGCUCAGGCCUGCGCACCCCCUCACCCCAUCCCUCUGUCGAUUCCCAGCUUACAGCCUCUCUGCUCCUCAUUGGCCUCAAUCCCUCUGCCUGUGACCUUCCCUCCCACCCCUCAGUGGCACCAAGGUGCAGGGUGAUGCGGAGCACAGAAGGAGCCACUGGUUAGCAGGGGCACAGCCCCAGCUCUGCCCGUGCACCUGACAGGGCCCCAGUGCAAGCUGGCAGUGAGGGGGCUCAGGUGGGGAUUCCCAGCGCUGCCUCCAUGUUGGAAUCCCUGGGGAGGCUUUGGGGUCUGUUAAAUACCGAAGCCUGGGCCUCCCCUGAAAGUUCUGACGUGGUUGGUCUGGGCAAUUCUUCCCUGUCAUUAGGCUUCAGACUGCCUGCCACAUGUGGAAGGACUCUUCCCUGAGUUUGCAGGUGGGGAGCACCACGUGACUCUGAGAUGUUUCAGGGAAGGGGACUGGGUGUGUGACACUACAGUAGACAUCGCUAAAGCAGAAACAGAGAACUCCCAGUUUUCUUGCAGGGCAAGGCAGCUUGGCAGGGCAGCCACAGGGAAGGCACUGUAAAACCUUAUCUUACCUGCUCCCAGCAAGUACAGGCUUCCGAACCUGCGGGAAUUUCCACUGCUCAGAGCUGGCCCUAGCCAUCCCUGAGUGUGCGCAGCCUGCAUGGCCUUUAGAGCAGCAGUAGUGCUUGGUUCAUGCGAGACAGGAACACUCUGGUGACCGCAGAAAGGUGUUGUCCGCCCAGUCUUGGGGUCUCCUCAGGCUGUGGCAGGAAGAGGCAGUCAUUCCUCUUACACUUGCUUUCUGUCCUCUCCAGGUUUAGAGUUAGAGUCACUUUUGCUUCUGGGAGAGUUUAUGUAUUCAGAUUAGGAAAUGGACCUUACUAAUGUGGGACCCAAGAACCCUUAAACAGGGUUCCCAAUGACAUGAACCUCAACUCUGCAUUGAGUUUGCAGGAAAAAGGGGCUCUGGAGCCCAGGGCAUGCUGAGAAGCAUCUGGAGUAACCCUGCGAGCCUUGAACUGGGAGCUGGGAAGCCUGGCUGCCAAUCCAGGCCCUUCCACUUGCCUCACAGUUGACACCUGGGAGUCAAUAACUGGGACUCCUGGUCUCUUGGGCCACCUCUGAUGACAUGCAGGAGCCUGAGGAGAGGGGGCAGGAAACAAAGUGCUAGGUAGUGGGGGUAUGGGCCAAGCCCAGACCAUGGAGAAGCAUGCCUGUAAUCCCAGCUCCAAGGAGGCUGAGGCAGGAGGAUUGGUGCCAAGUUUGAGGUCAGCCCAGGUUACAUAGUUCAAGGCCAGCCUGAACUACAUGGUGAGACCCUGUCUGAAAAAUCCAAACAGAAGAAUAUGGAGGGAGAAUAGCCCCUCCGGGUCAGAAGUCAGCCGGAGAGGCAGAAGGCCAGGGCUCAGACCCUUUGCCAUCAGGACUGGGCCUGGGCAGGUGGAGGUGAGGCAUGCAGUGUGACCCACAAGGUGAGAUGUCACAGCAGCUCUGUGAUUUUCACAGCGGGGAGUUGUGCCUGCCUGUGCACUGCCACCUCCUGCGGAUCUGCUGCCAGGUGUUGAUUAGGCCCCUAGGCCCCGGAGCGUGGGAGAUGCUCGACUUGAGGGCAGAAGCAAUUGCAGGGAAGUGGAACUCAGGGAAAGGUGGGGAGUAGCCUGGUUCUGCCUGUGAGGACAUAGCAGGCCUCACCCUCAGGGGCCCUCAUCCUUGGGGCGUCUUCCUGCUUCUGCGGGGUCACCGCCAGCUAGCUCUCGGCUUCCUGAAGAGGCAGGAGAAUCACAUGCCCAAACUGGGGCCAUGUGACUUGAGGUACAGGGUGGUUCCUGGUGCACGGUGCCCCUUUGGGGUUGAGAACUCUCCCUAGAGUAAAGGGACUGGGGGCUUUGCUGGGAAUUUUCUGACACUGAUGUUGUAUCUGUGGCUUCUGUGUGCCCAGCCAGGAGUGAAGGGAUAGUGGUGAAGAAUCUCAGAACGCGGAAGGCAGAAGUGACGGGAAAGGGCAGGCUCAUUGGGAGUGAGGAGUGGCGGGUCCAUCUGGAGAGGGUGGAUUUGCUGAAUCUCACAGGAGAGGGAUAGGGAGAGCGAGAAGCUCUCCUGUUUGCCCUUGUCUUGCACUCAGCCCUGCUCCUCCCGUUUGCUUUCUUGCAAGGAAAAGUGCUGGUCCUUAAGAUCACUUAGUGUGACCCCCAAGGCCAGGUGAGUCCGGCUAGUGUCAGCAGAACACUCGCCCGUUUGCCCUUGUCAGCAGCGCUCAGCUUGCCGUGGGAGCCGUCAUCCCAGUGUGCUGACCAGGGUGCCAGUGUGGAUCGUUCUGCCUAUGCUCGGCCAGAAAGAGUGGGCCAGGCCCGAGUCCCAGCCACGUGCUGCUGGGCAAGUUGCUUAGCCCUGCCAAGUACCAUGGGCACGAAACAACAGGAGGAAUACGGGGCUGAUGCCUGUCCAAGUGGCUGGUCAGCGGGCUGCUGGGUGUCAGAGCCGGAGGGAGACCCUGGGCUGUCAGUGCCUGCAUGUCCCUGCUGGGUCUUGUCUGCGUGUACUCAGCAGUGCCACCGUGAGGCUGGAAAGCGACCAAGCGGAGUCUGUCUGACCUGAUGAUGGACUGGAUGGGCCAUGGCAGAAGGCACUGCUGGUUCGUGGCCUCCUCAGAGCAGACUCUCAGGUGCUUCUAUUUUUAUUUUUUAAUCAGUAUCGGGGAUCGAACUCACGACCGCUUGUUUGCAAGGCAGGUGCUUAUGCCACUGAGCUAAAUCCCCAGCCCCAAGAAAAUACUUCUUAAUAUGAUCUAAUGCCCAUCCUGUUUUAAAAUUUUUCAUAGUAGGCCCCAAACAAUUUUUACAGCUUUUUUAAAAGCUAGGGUUUAGCCAGAGUUUAUCUUUUGUAUUUGGUUAUUUUUCUUUUAUGACAUUGAUUUGUUUAAAAGACCAGACAAGUUUUUGUGUGGAAUUUCCACACUCUGGACUUCCCUAUUGUUCUCCUUGUACGGUUUGACUCUUCUGUCAUCAGUUUCUCUGUGGUAACAACUUCCGUGCUCCUUUAGAAUAUGAUAACUCUCAGACUUUGUAUUUCUGUAAGCUGAGUUAAAUCGAAAUGUUUGAUUAGAUUCCUUCAAGUCGAACAUUUUUGCAGGUAAGGUGCGGUUCAUGGGGUGCCUCUUCGGGAGCAGGUGCCAAUUUGCCAUCUGUGGGUGACGCAGUGGUGGCAUGGUCCCGCAGCCCAGGCCUAGGCUAAGGUCAGAUCACAGCGGCAUCUCUUACCAUAUCUUAUGUGGAAGGGAACUCCAGCUGAGCUCUUCAUAGCUCUGCAUUCGUCCAGAGGAGAAGCCCCACCGGUUAACAGAGACUCCACUGACCCAGGGUACAAUGGCCACAUCAGCCCCGCUGCGAAGUCUGGAGGAGGAGGUGACCUGCUCCAUCUGCCUUGACUACCUGCGGGACCCCGUGACCAUUGACUGUGGCCACGUGUUCUGCCGCUGCUGUACCGCCGAUGUGCGCCCCAUUUCGGGGGGCCGCCCAGUCUGCCCGCUCUGCAAGAAGCCCUUCAAGAAGGAGAACAUCCGGCCCGUGUGGCAGCUGGCCAGCCUGGUGGAGAACAUCGAGAGGCUGAAGGUGAACAAGGCCCGGCAGCUGGGAGACAUGGCCCAGGAGCCGCGGGACCCCAGGCUGUGUGAGCGGCACCAGGAGAAGCUGCACUACUACUGCGAGGAUGACAGCAAGCUGCUGUGCGUGAUGUGCCGGGAGUCGCGGGAGCACCGGUCACAUGCAGCUGUGCUGGUGGAGAAGGCCGCCCAGCCCCACAGGGAAAAGAUCCUGAACCACCUGAGUGUCCUAAGGAGGGACAGAGACAAAAUCCAGGGCUUUCAGGUGAAGGGACAGACUGACAUCCUGGCUGCACUGGCAAAGCUGCAGGAGCAGAGGCAGUGCAUCGUGGCAGAAUUCAUGCAGGGCCACCAGUUCCUGAAGAAGCGGGAGCAGCAUCUGCUGGACCAGCUGGCCAUCCUGGAGCAGCUACUCAUGGAGGGCAGGGAGAAGUUCAAGACUCGGGCCGCCGGGGAGCUAGCCCGGCUGGCUCUGGCCAUCUCUGAGCUGGAGGGCAAGGCCCAGCAGCCAGCCGUGGAGCUCAUACAGGGAGAUGCCGCCAUGGGGGCGCACAGUUGUGCAUCUCUGAGGAAGAGAGGCCCCUGGCUGGGGGCGGUGGGCUGCCUGAAGGAGUGGAGGAGGUGGCAGUGCCUGCGGGAAGGGAGAGAAGAAGUCUCUGCCCAGAUAAAACUGGCAUGGGAAGCGCCAGGGCUGGACACCAGAAACUUCGUGAACAGGUAUCCACGGAAGAAGUUCUGGCUUGGGAAACCCAUCCCUCACAUGGUUAAAAGAAAGACUGGAGAAUUCUCAGAUAAAGUCCUCUCCCUGCAGCGAGGCCUGAGGGAGUUCCAGGGAAAACUGCUGAGAGACUUGGAAUACAAGACGGUCAGCGUCACCUUGGACCCGAAGUCCGCCAGUGGGUACCUGCAGCUGUCAGAGGACUGGACAAGCGUGACCUACAGCAGCCUGUCCCAAAGUGCCUCCCUGCACCCCCAGAAGUUCGACCAUGAGCCAGCCGUGCUGGGCAGCAAGGGCUUCACCUGGGGCAAAGUGUACUGGGAGGUAGAGGUGGAGAGGGAGGGCUGGUCCGAGGAGGAGGAGGAGGAGGAGGAGGAGGAGGAAGAGGAGGAGGAGGGGGAUGAGGAAGAGGAGGGGGAGGAGGAGGAAGAGGAGGAGGCCAGCUAUGGGAAUGGCUAUGAUGACUGGGAAACGGAUGAGGAUGAGGAGUCACUGGGGGAUGAGGAGGAGGAGGAGGAAGAGGAAGCGCUGGACAGCUGCAUGGUGGGGGUGGCCAGAGACUCUGUGAAGAGGAAGGGUGACCUCCUGCUGCGGCCAGAGGAUGGGGUGUGGGCACUGCGCCUCUCCUCCUCCAGCAUCUGGGCCAACACCAGCCCCGAGACGGAGCUCCUGUCUGUACCGCGGCCCCGGAAAGUGGGCAUCGCCCUGGAUUAUGAGGGCGGCACUGUGACAUUCACCAAUGCAGAGUCACAGGAACUUAUCUACACCUUCACCGCCACCUUCACGGGGCGCCUGCUCCCCUUCCUGUGGCUCCGGUGGCCGGGAACACGCCUCCUGCUGAGACCCUGAGCCCAGCCACAGGCUGCAUCUCCCUGGAGACCUGGACCUUGGCAGGAGGGUGCCCUGACAGAGCGGCGGGGCAAGAAGACAGACCGAGUCCACUGCCCCUGCUCCGCACUGUGGCGGCCCUGAACCCUGCUGGUCCUCGGCACUGCUCUAGUCAGCUGCUCUCUCCCGCUGCUGGUCUCCUGUAGACCUCUUGACCUGGAAGUCCGUGAGGACCCUUCUUUCCUUUCCAGCCACUCUGAACCCCACUGUGAGCUCUGUGUGGGGUGAGGGGCUGAGGCAGCGUUUUCUGCACCAGUGUGGUACCUGUGCUGGCUGCCCUGGGAAGGACAUCAAUGGCACCUGAGACCACUUCGACGUCUUCAAUCCCUGUGGCUUCUCCAGUUCCGAGUUCUCUGCUGCCCACCGGCCCUGGCAUUUAGAGCACACCUGUCCCCACCCCAGUUUGAAGUUAAAGGUCCAUAAGAUGUGGAAAUACACUGAACUGAGAUCCACUCAGGCCCAGGGGCACUGGAGGCCGUGAGGCCCAGCAGCUUGGUUCUGUCGCUGGCGACUCCCUGGAGCCAUCUUUCUCCAUGGAGACCCUGGACCACGUGUGGGAUGAGAGCCUUAGUCCAUGAGAGAUAAGUUCCCCCGCAGAUGGGUCCUUGUGUUGGGGGUUUUCAGAGGGGUCCAGAACAUCUGGCUCUCCACCAUCUGAAAGCCAGGGCAGACACCAGGGGCACAGAGCCACCUCCACAGGGCCUUUCCUGCCUCAGGGCUCAGGCUCACUUCCUGGGAGGGGGAGGCAGUGGAGUCCACCCCCACCCUCCUUCCAGUCUGGCACUGAAGUGUGUGCAAACCCCACUAAAGCCCCCAUCUUUUUUCAGGGACCCCCUAGCACCCCCAGUUUAACACACAUUCCACAGUUUAGCCAAAGCGAUCCCUAGUCUUCACCCUGACCUGUUCCAGGUGCUCCGCCAGCCCUCCCUCCGCACGUUCGAAUCUUCCUCACCAGGCACUGUGGGUCUUGUGGCCUCCCAGCCACAGGUCUGCUGCCUGAGUCGCACCCCCAUCUCAUUUCUGCCUCUGGUUUGCUAAGCUCCUGGAGGGCUGAUGCCAGCUCUUAACACCUGUAUUCUCCAUGGCACCUGGCACAGUGCUGAUCACAGAGCAUUUGCUCAAUAAAGACUUGUUGAAUGAA
Molecule: messenger RNA, 9215 nt
Organism: Cavia porcellus (domestic guinea pig)
Lineage: Eukaryota; Metazoa; Chordata; Mammalia; Rodentia; Caviidae
Product: tripartite motif-containing protein 26-like
Exons: 10
Coding region: 6233-8035 (600 amino acids)
Biological process (GO): protein ubiquitination; innate immune response; host-mediated suppression of symbiont invasion
Cellular component (GO): cytoplasm
Molecular function (GO): protein binding; ubiquitin protein ligase activity; zinc ion binding
Source: RefSeq, a predicted model, not a curated record